CAAAAUAAAAAAUCCCCUCAUCUCAUACGCAUACGGAACCCAAAUUACAUUUAAAUAUAGUUUUUCAAAAUCCCCUAUAAACCGCCCUUUCUAUUCCCCAUUCGAUCUCACAUCUCUCAACUCAUUCACAGCCAAAAUCAAGCCGUGAGCAAACCCUAGAAUUUAUCGAUAAAAAUGUCGGCACACGGGGGAGACGGAGGACUAACUCAUGAAGAUGAGAAGAAGCCGAUAGAUCAGGCGGCACACAUCAAUCUCAAGGUUAAGGGUCAGGAAGGGAACGAGGUGUUCUUCAGGAUCAAGCGUAGCACACAGCUGAAGAAGUUAAUGAAUGCCUACUGUGAUAGACAAUCGCUGGAUAUGAACGCUAUUGCUUUUCUAUUUGAUGGGCGGCGUCUUCGAGCUGAACAAACUCCUGAUGAGCUUGAGAUGGAGGAAGGUGAUGAAAUUGAUGCAAUGCUGCAUCAAACUGGAGGUGGGAUCUAAAUGCAAACCUUAGGUUGGAUAUGAAUUAGAAUAGAACUUGAACAGAAAUGGUUAGUGUUAGUGUUAGUAUUUUGGUAUUUUGAGUAUUUGUGAUUUUGUAUCUAGGUUUUACUGCCGGUUAUUAGUAAUACGUUGAAUAGUUUGAGUUGAUGGGAAUUAUUUUUACAUAUGUUUUAUUUAUUUUCAUAGCAGAUGUUUGUUUUUAUUUGGGUGCAUAUCGGUCAACCAUUUUAUAUUCUGUUUUGAUUGUUUUGUGGAUGGUGGUGUAGUGCUGAAACGCGGUUUCUUGAUAAGAAUGAUAUGUUUGUUACAUUUGGUCUUGGUGUCCCCCAUGCACAUAUACGAGACGAAGCUG
Messenger RNA from Lactuca saligna, 838 nucleotides. NCBI's taxonomy places the organism in Eukaryota, Viridiplantae, Streptophyta, Magnoliopsida, Asterales, Asteraceae. The record is from the annotation of a GenBank genome assembly.